Molecule: messenger RNA, 897 nt
Organism: Malania oleifera
Lineage: Eukaryota; Viridiplantae; Streptophyta; Magnoliopsida; Santalales; Ximeniaceae
Exons: 5
Coding region: 245-667 (140 amino acids)
Biological process (GO): transcription by RNA polymerase III
Cellular component (GO): transcription factor TFIIIC complex
Source: RefSeq, a predicted model, not a curated record
GUCCGAACCAAACGGCCUUUUUUCAAAAAUAUCCCUUGCGGCCCCAAGCCUUCCCCGUCUCCCUUUCUCACCGAACGAAACGGACAUUCCUCCGUCCUGCUAUCCUUGCGCAACAUCUUGCUGCCGUCGCUGCGGUCACCGUUAACUUUGCCGCAAAACCCCUCGCCGUUAUCGCAGUAUUACGUCGUCUCUCUCUCUCAGCCGUUGGUGAUCCGUGCUCAAUUACUCUCUUGACCCAGAGUUGAUGGAGGCAAGUUCAAUGCAUGAUAACCAUGAGGAAGAUGAGGAAGAAUACGUGCUCCUGGAUCUUGACGGGGUUUCUGGGCAAGUCGACAUCCCACCAAAUGCGUCAUAUGUUCUAUCUGGCUUGGACACGUUGAACCCAGUGUUGGUUAUAGGUGACAAAUUAAAGCUGAUUGGAGAGUAUGAAGAAACAAUUGGGACAUGCUUGGUUUUCUCAGAAGAUGAUGCUGCUCCAGUGAUUCAUGAAGAGACAGGACCAUCUGAAGCGAGCCUCUUUGCAGGCAAGUGCAUAGUGGAUCCUAAUCAAGCUGCAGCUAAGCAAAUCAAGCCUCUAGCCAGCCUUCAUAAAAUCCUUAGGUUUAGGUUAUUCUCUGAAGCUGAAGAUCAGGAUGAAGCAGCCAAAUCAAAUGGUUCAGAUUCGUAGUCAAUUACCCAAUGAUAUCAUAUUUUGAUGAGUUAUGACUGGUUCUUGCCCUUGUUCUUCUUCCUACAGGAAAGAUAUUUAACCACAUUUAAGCAAAUUGCAUGCAGUUUUCCUGUAGCUUUGGUAGGGUUGCAAACAAACCAAGCCACACACGAGCAGCUGGAGAGCUCGACUUGGUAGGAACUUGUUCAAGUUCGUUGAUUAUAUAAAUGAGCGAUUUCCAUGCUCAA